AUGGGGACAGCGGGCGCCGCGCUGCCCGGCGGCAACGCCAGCGCCAACCAGAGCGCCGACACCACGCUGUCGCGGGACGUGUGGAUGGUGGGCAUGGGGAUCCUCAUGUCCGUGAUCGUGCUGGCCAUCGUCUUCGGCAACGUGCUGGUCAUCACCGCCAUUGCCCGGUUCCAGCGCCUGCAGACUGUCACCAACUACUUCAUCACCUCGCUGGCCUGCGCCGACCUGGUGAUGGGUCUGGCCGUGGUGCCUUUUGGUGCCAGCCACAUCAUCUUGGAGAUGUGGAAUUUUGGGAACUUUUGGUGUGAGUUCUGGACCUCCCUGGACGUGCUUUGUGUUACAGCCAGUAUUGAGACCCUCUGUGUCAUUGCUGUGGACCGGUACUUUGCCAUCACUUCCCCCUUUAAGUACCAGAGCCUGCUGACCAAGAGCAAGGCACGCGUGGUCAUCCUGGUGGUGUGGAUAGUCUCUGCCCUCACCUCCUUUUUGCCCAUCCAGAUGCACUGGUACCGGGCAGAGCGUGAUGAAGCCAUUCUGUGCUACCAGGAGGACACAUGCUGCGACUUCUUCACUAACCAAGCUUACGCCAUUGCUUCCUCCAUCAUCUCCUUCUACCUGCCACUUGUGGUCAUGGUCUUUGUGUAUGCCAGGGUCUUCCAGGUUGCCAAGAAGCAGCUGCAGAAGAUAGACAAGAGUGAGGGGAGGUUUCACAUCCAGAACAAGGAGCAGGAGCAAAAUGGGCGAGCAGGGCACCGUCGUUCCUCCAAGUUCUUCUUGAAGGAGCACAAGGCCCUCAAGACCCUGGGCAUCAUCAUGGGCACCUUUACACUGUGUUGGCUGCCCUUUUUCAUCGUCAACAUCGUUCACGUCAUCCAGGACGACAUCAUACCCAAGUACGUGUACAUCCUCUUGAACUGGUUGGGCUAUGUUAACUCUGCCUUCAACCCUCUAAUCUACUGCCGAAGCCCAGACUUCAGGUAUGCCUUCCAGGAACUCCUGUGCCUCCGCAGAUCUGCCCUGAAAAUGUAUGCCAAUGGGUACUCCAACAGCAACGGCAGGAGUGACUACAAUGAGGAGGACAACAGCUACCCCCUGGCACCAGAUAAAACCUGCGAGUUGCUCUGUGAAGAAGGGUCCUUCCCAAACCCUGAGGACUUUUUGCACUGUAAAGAGAUCCCAGAGUAUCCAGGAAUGGUUGAGAGCUGAAUCUCUUCCUCACCAUCCUGAGCUCAUGAGGGCUCUAAAGAGAUCAAGCAGGAGCAUGACCUUGCUUCUCUGAGACUGGGGAUGCUGUGGGAAGUGAUUGCCUUGGCAAAUGUCUUCAUCCCAACCCAUAGCCCCUGGUGCCUCGCUGGAAGAGAAGCUGAUGAAAGAUUAACAGAGGACCAGGAAAAGCUCUACCACUUCAAGCAGCAAAGGACACAGAUGGGGGAUGAGCACUAAGAGAAGCACUUUCCAUGACUGCAUACAAAACCACCUUUUUUUCUGAGAAGAAGCUUAAAGAGCCCUGGGAAUGGAAGGAAGUAAAUGUCCAAAUCAGCACAAAAGGUGCUGCAGGGUUUCCCUAUCACAUUGUCCCUGGAAAGCAAUUUUGAAAGCAAAGAGGGUAUCAGGACCACCUGGCCCUCUCCAGCGGCUAGUUUGGAAGAGAAGUGCGAGGUCACCUUACAGCCUUACAUGUGCCUUACAGUCAGGUCAGGAGACCACUAAGAUAUGCCCAUAGUGCUCUGUUCAUGGGCUGACCAGUGCUCAGAGUUAAAGAAUCCAACCAAGACUUCGAAGAAAAGACAUGUGGAAGAUUGCUUUGAUUUAUUCUAUGCUUGUUUCUCUCACUGGUGUCUUCCCUGUCUGCCUCUUUUUCUCUUUAGAACUACAUGUACUGCACGUGGGGCACAGACCCACCCAAGAAGACAGAUGUAUUAGGAUAGGGCAAAUCCUGCUCAGUGCAGUGUACAUUUGCUAAAUGGAGCUUACACUGCAUAGUGCAGACAUAACCAUAGAUUUCAUAUGCUCUUUAUACCAACAAAUCCCAAACUGGAGUGCCUGGACUUGGAUGAGAUAGAGGCUUGAGCCUUGCAAGGAGUCACAUGCUGUCAUCACUAGCCAUGCUUAUGAGCCAAGUUUCAACACUCGAGCCCCACAUUACAGAGCAUCUGGACCUCUCCUGUGGCUGUUGAAAUGAACAUGUGGGCAGGCUGGACACUCAGUUCCCGCAUCUUGGAUUUUUUAAAAUCCAUUCAGCUGAGAAAGAAACAGGGAGAGAAGGAGUAAAAGAAUCUCAGACAGGAAAUCAAAGGAAAAACUGAUUCAAAACCAUAGGAAAACUCUUAAUUGCAAAUAGUAUCCUGGCUGCAGACUGUUGUGCCCAGCUGCAAGGCUGCAGGUCUCUGUUCACUGACCUGCUCCCGGAUAUCUAGGUAGAACAUGCCGGUACCAAACUCUUCCGGGAGUCCCAUCUUGCACAUUCUCUCUCUUGGGCUUCCAGCACCAAAUCCCCUCUAUCACGUGCAAUUGUAUUUAUUUAUUUAUUUUCUGGCUGCUUGAGGCAAAGCUGCUAAGACAGUAUCCUCCCCAGGCACUUCCACAGCUAGAAGAGGAAAGAGUGCAUGUUGUGUGUCUGUAAAAUGGGUGUGGACGAACACUUGCCCUCCCCACUUCACUGGCUUAGUGAAAUAAAAGCCAAGCAUUUCAUUGCGACUGCCGGUCGUCUGACUCGGGGGCUGCAGUCAGCGUCUGCUAACUCUGGUCAAACCGACUGAAGGGUUAGUGGGGGGCCCAAUGGCCUUGCCAAAGGUACACGGCAAGUAGCGCAUAAGCAGGCAUACGUGGGCCAAAGUGUGACAGAUGUAUGCUGUGAAUGGGCCAGAUCCAGGCAUGCACAGAGGAUGUGGGAACACGUGCAUAUGAGGCAGGAGGAAAUGGUUGCUGUUAAAACAGAAAUACGUUGCCUGGGGUGACUGUGGGAUUUUGAUCCAUUGAGAAUUAAGAACAGGCUGGAAACACUCUUAUUGGGAAGAGCAGCAGGACAGCUAUAGGCUGCAUAAGCUCUGGAGAGUCCUGCUAGCCAGAUUUUCUAUUUGCAGCUGUUUCUGCGCAGGGCAUGUUUCUCUGCAAGUUGCUCCUACUUUACCCCCAAAUCCUGUCCUCCUCGUGCUGAGGGGAAUGCAUAAUGAAGCAAACUUACUAUACAUACAUCCUGCGUUCAGAAGCUCUGAGUGGGCCGUAUCCACAGCCAGGGCAAGUUGAGGCAGUGUGUUGAAAGGGUGCACAGAUGUUUAAAUGCCUGACAAUCUUUUCUGUGUUCUCCAGAAGUGAUAAUUUAUUUACAGACUCAUUUAACACAGCCAGUUUGAGACAGGCCAGCUUGAGACUCUCCAAGCGAAUGCUGUAGCUGUUCUUAACAGUUCAUCCCAGCGUUAGCUGUUGCUACCCAUUUGACUGAGAACUGGCACACACUGGCAGCAACUACUUGCAAUUACAUAUCCUGCUUCAUGAAAAACAGUGUCCAGUGCAGAAAGGAAACAUUUCUGUGAGAAAAGCAUGCUCUCCUCUGCUCUGCUCGUCUCCUGCAGCCCCCAUGCUCGGGCAGAGAGAUGGGGCGCUCGGGGCAGGAGCUUGAUUUCUCCCUCAUGCCUCCCUCUGAAAUGCCCCACCAAAGCUCUGUCCAAAACAGUGUGGCUGCCAAAUGGCAAUCUUUCCCAGCAAAAGCUUGUUUCCUCAGAAAAUUCCUGGCUGGCUCUAGUCAUGUAUUCUGUACUGGAAACAUUGCCCUUGGGAUUAGUUUUCAGGUUAGAAAGACACACAGGAUCUUUGUAGUUCUUUUUCUUACAAAUCUCUUAUGCAGGAGCAGUUUGCAGUAACUGAAAUAGAUACACUUUCUCUGAUAAUUUGCCAGCAUGGCCUGAAAGCAGUGACCUGUUUAUUGCUGUUGCUUCCUUGCAGAGUUAUAAGAGUUGGAGAUGGAAAAGAUGUAUAACAAAGCCAUCUGCCUAUGGCCAUUCAGGCUUGUUCUAUAUAUUGCUUUUACUGGUGAUGUGCUGGGUCUAUUUUUAAACGCCCCUGACACCAGGGUUAUUGUGCUGUCCCUCAGGAGACUGCUCUGUAGUCCCAGCUGAGAGCUGCUAUUAGUAUUACACCUUCAUUUCCUCCAGAAAAUUUCAUUCCGUAUUCCUAAUGAUCCUCUUCAAAUACUUGCUGUUCCUUAUGUCCUGGUCAAGCUUUACCACUUGAUCUGCAUUCAUCUUUCCUCCUCAAAGAACCUCUUUAGCUCCCUGGUUGCUGCUCCUCUCUGUCCUUCCCACAUCUUGGCACAGAAUUAGCUUAAUUGCUUGUUAAUAUGGCCGAGAAGGAUUUGCCAGGGAUCUGCACCCACCAGCACUGCAGCCAGGACCUCUUGCAAUGUGCAGUCUCUGCAGCAGACUGUAAAGUUUGCAUGAGAUCUAACAAGGCAUGCAUGGCAUGGGUAAGGGGCAAGCACAGAGACGUUUCUGAGAGGUGGAUCAGAGUCAGCAGUGAGCACCCUUUUACCCAGCAGGGAACAAAAAUCUGCAAGGGCAAGCAUACAGCAAAUUCUGCAUCUCAGCCAAACCAAGCUGUGCAACAGAAGGAGCUGGGUGACUCCCUAGUGUUGCCCAUGCAGCCAUACCAGGACACGUGGCGGGGGAUAAUGGUCUGUGUCGUGCUGGUGAGCAUCUGGACACUGUUUAUUCUGGUGCUGCCUGAAAUCAUUUUCGUCGGCUGAAGCCACAGCUACACAGUGACGGAGCCCUGCACCCCGAGAGGAGCCCGAACCGUCGGCAGACCCAGGCAAUUCAGAGUGAAUGCACAUGGAGCGCUUGCUUGGGGAGUCUGUGUGGACAGUGCUCGGUUGGAGCACUAUUGUGAUUAUAAGUGCUCUGUUCUCAUUGAA
Messenger RNA from Rhea pennata, 4909 nucleotides. RefSeq names its product adrenoceptor beta 2 (gene ADRB2). Lineage: Eukaryota; Metazoa; Chordata; Aves; Rheiformes; Rheidae. The record is from RefSeq and is a predicted model, not a curated record. The transcript is spliced from 2 exons. Bases 1 to 1206 code for a protein of 401 amino acids. Gene Ontology annotation, cellular component: plasma membrane. Gene Ontology annotation, biological process: negative regulation of smooth muscle contraction; adenylate cyclase-activating adrenergic receptor signaling pathway; norepinephrine-epinephrine-mediated vasodilation involved in regulation of systemic arterial blood pressure. Gene Ontology annotation, molecular function: beta2-adrenergic receptor activity; norepinephrine binding.